UGCAAUGUGACCUGCCUGAGACUUGGGGUGCUCCUUCAGUCUGCAGGCUGAUGGCAGGACAAAGGGGUGCAUGGACCAUGGGCGACGUGGUAGAGAAGAGUUUGGAAGGGCCCCUGGCACUGUCUACAGAAGAGCGGGUCCAGAAGAGGGGAGAACUGGUGGAGAUCUUAAAUGAGGAUAAGGUCAAAUUUGACGACACAGGACUCUCCUUAAUUCUGCAGAAUGGCCUGGAGACACUCCGGGUAGAAAAUGCCCUGACCGAUGUCAUCUUGUGUGUGGACAUUCAGGAAUUCUCCUGCCACCGUGUGGUGCUGGCCGCAGCCAGCAACUACUUCAGGGCCAUGUUCUGCAAUGAUUUAAAGGAAAAGUAUGAGAAGAGGAUCAUUAUCAAAGGCGUGGAUGCCGAGACCAUGCACACGCUUCUGGACUACACAUAUACCAGCCAGGCGCUCAUCACCAAGCAGAACGUCCAGCGGGUCCUGGAAGCAGCCAACCUCUUCCAGUUCCUGCGGAUGGUGGACGCCUGUGCCAGCUUCCUCACGGAGGCCCUGAACCCUGAAAACUGCGUGGGGAUCCUGAGGCUGGCAGACACACACUCCCUGGACAGCCUGAAGAAGCAGGUGCAAAGCUACAUUAUUCAGAACUUUGUGCAGAUCCUGAAUGCCGAGGACUUCCUGGACCUGCCGGUGGACACGCUGCAGCACAUCUUGAAGAGUGACGACCUGUACGUGACAGAGGAGGCACAGGUUUUCGAGACGGUGAUGAGCUGGGUCCGCCACAAGCAGGCCGAGCGCCUGUGCCUGCUGCCACAGGUGCUGGAGAAUGUGCGUUUGCCAUUGCUUGAUCCCUGGUACUUCGUGGACACGGUGGAGGCCGACCCUCUCAUCAGGCAGUGCCCCGAGGUCUUCCCGCUGCUCCAGGAAGCCAGGAUGUACCAUCUGUCUGGCAACGAGAUCAUUUCAGAGCGCACCAAGCCCAGGAUGCACGAGUUCCAGUCCGAGGUGUUCAUGAUCAUAGGCGGCUGCACGAGGGAAGAGCGGUUUGUGUCAGAGGUCACCUGCCUAGAUCCCCUGAGGCGCAGCCGCCUGGAGGUGGCCAAGCUCCCCAUGACGGAGCAGGAGCUGGAGAGUGACAAUAAGAAGUGGGUCGAGUUUGCCUGCGUGACGUUAAAAAAUGAGGUCUACAUCUCAGGUGGCAAAGAAACACAGCACGAUGUUUGGAAAUACAAUUCUUCAAUCAACAAGUGGAUUCAAAUCGAAUAUCUGAACAUAGGCCGCUGGAGGCACAAGAUGGUGGUGCUGGGAGGCAAGGUGUAUGUGAUCGGAGGAUUCGAUGGUCUGCAGAGGAUCAACAACGUGGAGACUUAUGACCCCUUCCACAACUGCUGGUCAGAGGCUGCACCCCUCCUCAUCCACGUCAGUUCCUUUGCAGCCACCAGCCACAAGAAGAAGCUCUAUGUGAUGGGAGGUGGGCCCAAUGGAAAGCUGGCCACAGACAAGACUCAGUGUUACGACCCUUCCACCAAUAAGUGGAGUCUAAAGGCACCCAUGCCGGUGGAGGCCAAGUGCAUCAAUGCAGUGAGCUUCCGGGACCACAUCUACGUGGUGGGGGGCGCCAUGCGCGCGCUGUACGCCUACAGCCCCCUGGCGGACAGCUGGAGCCUGGUCACGCAGCUCAGCCACGAGCGCGCCAGCUGCGGCAUCGCGCCCUGCAACAACCGGCUCUACAUCACCGGGGGCCGCGACGAGAAGAACGAGGUCAUCGCCACGGUGCUGUGCUGGGACCCGGAGGCCCAGAAGCUGACGGAGGAGUGCGUCCUGCCCCGCGGCGUGUCGCACCACGGCAGUGUCACCAUCAGGAAGUCCUACACCCAUAUCCGCAGGCUGGUGCCCGGGGCCGUGUCCGUCUGACUCGGGGUGCAGGAGUGCAAGUCCAUCGGGCUGCGGGGAGGCCCUCCUCCUCCUAGUCCGUCUGUCUAUCCAGGCUGCAGGCUGGCCUUGGAAAGGAGACUCCCUGCUUGACCCUUGAGGGUCCCUUGGAAGUCACUUCUUGGGGACACUGGGACCAGCCAUGGCCAACCUACCUCAGGAGGACAGAAGGGCCCUGGGCCAGCAUGCAUGCAUGUCAGCUCACCCCCUGUUGUGCAGGAAAGAGACUCACUGAUUUGCCCCCCAGGCAAAUCUUGCAAGUAGCUAAAUCAGGCAUCUAAACUCAGGUCUUUUUGUUUGUUUGUUUUGUUUUUAAAUCAGAUAAAGGGACAUGAAGAGAUCGGGAGAGAUAAUCACAGCAUCGGAGCUUCUCCCUCAGUGCCGCUGUUCUACUCCAUGUGGUCUUGGGGCCCUUACUUGGGUUGUGUGUAUGACAAAGCAUGUGUCUGACCCAAAUGUGAUACCUCUUUAGGCCCUAAGCCCACGUCUUUUCAAAGCCAAAGCUGUCCGUGCCCUUUCUGCCAGGCUGCCUUGCUCAGAGCAAAGAGGAGAAAUGGCCUUUUGUUGGUUUGUUUUGGUUCUGACAAGUUUGUUCAAGGAUUCAGACAGGAAGCAAAAGUGUUUGUCUUUUUAAUUCCUUUUAUUAUUUUUUUCUCCCUUUUAUAUUUAAGCCAAGGAUAUGGAACCUUGGGCUCCUUGUUAAUAAUGUCCCUUGUUUCCUAAGCCAUGCCUGUGUGUGGCAGCCUGAUGUGAAAGCAUGUAGAACCAAUUGUUCCUCUAACAGGCCUGAGGAAUGGACCUGGGAAGACCUGGUUACUUUGAAGAAAAAACACUCUGUUCCUCCUCCAUCAAAUACUUCUAUUUCUUUUUUCUUUCCCUUCCUACCUUCCUUCCUUCUUCCAUUCCUCUUCCCCUUUCCCUCCUUUCCUCCCUCUUUUUUCUCCUUCCUCCCUCCUUCCAUCCAUCUCCCCUUCUCCCUUCCUUCCUUCCCUCUUUCUUCCUUUUCUUUUUUCCCUUCCUUCUAUUUUUUAUUUCAUUCUUUUCCUUCCUUUCUCUCUCUCUCUCUCUCUCUGUCUCUCUCUCUCUAUCACAGGAGAGCUUUUUAGAACUGUCCUUGCCAGGCUUGUAGCCUCAGCGCUAAUCCCUAUACUCUGGCCCCCUAAUGUCCAACAGCUGUAUUGCAACAUGGAUAUUUCCAGAGACACAGAAUACUGUUCUUUAAAAAGAUGGCAACUUCCUAAUGCUCUGGACACUGUUGGUGUGAUGUUCUCACUUGAUGGUCAGCUUAUCACUCUAUGAACAUUGUUGGUCCCUGUCCCCAAAACCUUGCCUUCCCAGAACUUUUGUGUUCAGGCUCCUUUUAAGUCUUUCUAUUUGGUUUUUGGAUCAAGUGACACCAUUUGACUCAAAGAACAGAGUUUGUCCUUCACUGUAAGACACAGAGCUUUCAAAUGAGCUCACUGGAAAUUUAUUCUAGUCUCUGGGCUGAGGAUUAGAUGAAGCAGGUGAGGAGAUCUUGUUUCAGAUGCCAUAUUUAGAAAGAAACAGCAAUGAUAAUGACCCAGUGCACCAUAUUUUUGUCAGAUGAUUUCAUGUCUGAGCUGUAUUUCUUGUUAGAUUAGCAUAUCAAUUGCUUGUAUUUCUUAGGAAUUUGGGGAGUUGAUAAGGAAGUUAAUUUUCUCUCCUUUUGUUGAUGCUAUCCCCCCUCCCCAAAUCAUUUUAUUGGGAAAACAGUGGUUUGCAUUAUGGUGAAGUUAAUUUUCAGAGAGAUUUUAUAGUUAGAAAGAGCUACACUUGUAAGAAGAUUUAGGAAGGCUUAGAAAAAAUACCAGUGAGAUUUCUGUUUUCACUUAGAUCAUUGAGGAUAAUGUAAAUGUGUGUCAGUACAUGAAAGCUCUGUGACUGAGGGUCAGGAGUGACAGUUCAGCCCCUAUUAUGAAAAGCAGAGUGGAAAAUACAAACAAAUUCAUGGAAAUUUACAACACAUGCAUCACUUCCUCAUGAACACUAAUGAGCUCAAGGGAGCCCUCAAUGGAGACAACUCAGUCACAUCCCACUUAAUAAGCAUUCCUGGCGUCUGUCUGUCUCUUGUUUGUCAUGUCUAAGAGAUGUCAGUAAAUAAGACAAACCUCUAUCCUGGGGGCACACAAUAAGAGGUCUACAGGCCACUGGCCAGUAUGAAUUUUCUUUUCAUCAGUGAGAUGUGUAUGAAGUUACGAGACUGCAUCAAAUCUUUAUCAUUCAUCUCACUGGGAAGCUGGGCACAUGGACCUUGCUUGUAUGUUUUUCUUUCUUUGAGAUCAUCUUUAGGAACUAUGUGUGAACUACAAGAGAAAUCUGUAGUAUUCCAAAGCUGGUUUCAGGGAACAGAGAGGAAUCCCAGUGGCACACACAGAGCUCAUCCCCUUUAAAAAGAGCAGAGGCCUAUUGGUCUUAGAGGUUCUUUGACAAGCAUGGCCAGCAAAUUUGGAGCCCAUCAGUUGACCAGCCCUUCACUGGAAAAGGGACGAUCUGGGAUCUCUGCAUUAGAAAUAUGCUUCUAGAAUCUGCAUCCUGCACUAAUUUCAGGACCAAUGCAGAAUGCUUCAGUGAAUACAAGGGAAGGUCUCUAUAUGUUUGUACCAUGAAUUAUGGUAUAACCUCAGGUAUCUUACCCUUAAGAAACAGAUUAUCUCAGAAAUGGUGUGACUUAGCAGACAGCACACUGAUUUAACAGACCCAGAUUUCUGCUUGGCUGGGCCUCAGGUCACUAGGUCCAGACAAAAUGAGGCCCAGAGGCUCUGUGCGGUGGGACCUGUGGGAAAGGUUAAGGGACCCCACUUGCCAAGACUGGGCUGAUGUGGGCAGAGUGAAACUCACCAAACACCAAGAGAGAAAUGCUCACUUCUUAGCUACCAUCACUGUGCUCUCAGUGGCAUCAGAAAACACACACACACACACACACACACACAUACACAUCACUUGAACUCAAAGCAAACUAUGCUUUCAGGGAAUUGCAACUUUCAUUUGCUAAUAGCUGUGAAAUGUUAGCUUUGCUAUUUAUAAAAACAACCCUUGAGGUACUGUUGCUACUUGUCCUAUUUGAUUGUGAAAAAAGAAAAGGACUCUUGAAAUUUUCAAAUUGAAUAAAUACUGCUGGCCAUUCUUAAAUAAAGAUCUAACUUGGGGUUGCAAAAUUACUUUUUCCCUUAAUAUCUGAUCUGGGUAUUGUAUUAGAUCUUUAAUUUGCAAAGUCUACUUUCAUGGAAAUAUACAAGUAUCUCAAAUAUUACUACUGUAAAACUAGUGACAAGAGGUUAGAUUUUUGUACUUAAAGGCAAAAAUUGUCAAUUUUUUGCAUUGUAAGCAUUUUAGUUACAGAGUUGUAUUUUUUAAGUAAUAAAACUAAGGGUAUUGUUCAUAGGUAAAUAUGCUAAUAAAUUUUUAAAUUUAUUUUCAAUAAAAAUCAUGUGAUAGAUAAGAA
Erinaceus europaeus (western European hedgehog) is the source of this 5391-nucleotide messenger RNA. It is a transcript of the gene KLHL6, whose product is annotated as kelch like family member 6. NCBI's taxonomy places the organism in Eukaryota, Metazoa, Chordata, Mammalia, Eulipotyphla, Erinaceidae. The record is from RefSeq and is a predicted model, not a curated record. Gene Ontology annotation, molecular function: protein binding. The coding region runs from base 51 to 1910 and encodes 619 amino acids. Gene Ontology annotation, biological process: B cell receptor signaling pathway; germinal center formation. The transcript has 7 exons.